Messenger RNA from Panonychus citri (citrus red mite), 3526 nucleotides. It is a transcript of the gene LKRSDH, whose product is annotated as alpha-aminoadipic semialdehyde synthase, mitochondrial-like. Gene Ontology annotation, molecular function: saccharopine dehydrogenase activity. Lineage: Eukaryota; Metazoa; Arthropoda; Arachnida; Trombidiformes; Tetranychidae. The transcript has 2 exons. The coding region runs from base 568 to 3459 and encodes 963 amino acids. Gene Ontology annotation, cellular component: cytoplasm. The record is from RefSeq and is a predicted model, not a curated record.
UGUUCAUUGCUGGUGAGUCUUUAGCAAUUAGAUAAAAACGUUAAUUGUUAUUGAUCGCGUAAAAUUAGCUAACCCUUUAAUUGAUUGAUUGUAAUCACAAUUAAAUCUUGAUGAGUGAUAAGUGUUUUUUAUGUUAUCAUUGACUUGUUUUCCUGAUUCUUGAUCACCAAAUUAACUUAAUUGUAGAAACAAUUUAUCUAUUUACUUUGAAAAUUUGAAUAAAUUGCUCAUGAAAAAUUAAACUAAUUAACAUUUAGAGUGAAAAUUUAAUCAACUGUUUUACCCACAGAGUUUAUCACAGUUAAAUCAGUGUUAUCAUUGUAAUUAUCAUUCCAAUAAUCAAAUAUGAUUAUAAUUGUAUUGUUAAGAUGAGAAACUGUUUAGAUAUACUUAGGAUAAAACCUUGAUUUAUUUUCAUAUUUUCAUCCGUUAUCAUCGUCCUUCAUCAUCACCAUCAUCACAAUCACAUCUUCAUAUUGAUUUGUCCAAAUCAACAGUAAUCAUCAUAAAAUUUUGUCUCUCUGUUAAUUAGUGAAAACUGUGAAAGUAAUUAAAUAAAUUGUAAUCAUGUUACUUCCGUUGAUCAAAGCCGAUAGACGAGUGUUUUCCGGUCCAAUUGGACCUCAAUCGAUUGUUAAAAUGAUCACGAGUAAUUUUGGUUUCCAUUGUAAUGGAUUGAAACGAUUAACAAAUAGUCUCAAUUUAAUUAAUUCGAGGUGUUACUCGAAUGGAUUAGACGAAAGCAAUAAUUCAAUGAUGUUGGCCAUUCGUCGGGAAGAUGCUUCCAUUUGGGAAAGACGAGCUCCAUUAGCGCCUUUUCAUGUUCGCAAAUUGGUUCGUAAAGGUGUUAAGGUGGUUGUUCAACCUUCCAAUCGAAGGGCUUACCCACUUCAAGCCUACGUGAAUGCUGGAGCUCAAGUUCUUGAGGAUAUUUCUGAUUCCCCUGUGAUUAUCGGAGUCAAACAGCCACAGAUUGAUAAUAUUCUGCCAAAUAAAACUUAUUGUUUCUUUUCGCAUACCCACAAGGCUCAAGAAGAUAAUAUGCCUCUUUUGGACAUUGUUAUCGAGCGAAAUGUCCGUCUAAUUGACUAUGAACGAAUGGUUGAUACAAGAGGAAAUCGUGUGGUUGCUUUUGGCCGUUAUGCUGGAAUCGCUGGAAUGAUCAACACUUUCCAUGGAUUAGGUCUUCGUCUUUUAGCCUUAGGUCAUCAUACACCUUUUAUGCACGUUGGUCCAGCUCACAACUAUCGAAACUCUGGAAUGGCAAGACAAGCAGUUCGUGACUGUGGAUAUGAAAUUGCUUUGGGUAUGAUGCCUCGGUCGAUUGGCCCGUUGACCUUUGUGUUCACUGGGUCAGGGAAUGUAUCUCAAGGAGCUCAGGAAAUAUUCCGAGAGCUUCCCUAUGAAUAUGUUGACCCAAAAGAUUUGGCUCAAGUCUCGCAAAUGGGAACAACUAAUAAAGUCUAUGCUUCAGUUAUUUCUCGUGAUUCUCAUUUGGUACGGAAAGAGGGUGGACCAUUUGAUGCAAAAGAAUACGAUGAGUAUCCUGAUCGAUACUAUUCAAAUUUUGCAACGAAAAUCGCUCCAUAUGCUUCAGUCAUUGUCAACGGAAUUUAUUAUGCACCAAAUUCACCAAAAUUACUAACCAUUCCGGACGCAAAGCGUUUACUCCAACCGGUCAGAUCGCCCUGGUUGCCCUGUUCGAGCGGCAGUCCAGCUCUACCACACCGUUUAAUUGCAAUUUGUGACAUUUCAGCCGAUCCCGGAGGAUCCAUUCAGUUCAUGACUGAAUGUACCACCAUCGAUACACCAUUUUGUUUAUACGAUGCCGAUUACAAUAAAAACAGUGAAUCUUUUUCCGGUCCUGGAGUUUUGGUCUGUUCAAUUGACAAUAUGCCGACCCAAAUACCUUUGGAAUCAACUGAGGCCUUCGGUGAUGUUUUAUAUCCUUACAUUUUUGAUUUCAUUCGUUCUGAUGCAAAUAAACAAUUGGAACAAGAAAACUUUAAUCCAGUCGUUAAACAAGCAGUUAUUGUUUCCAAUGGUAAACUUGCUCCUAAUUACGAGUACAUUAUGGAUCUACGAAUGUCUCGAGGUGUCCAAAAGAAACUAGAUGGAAACAAAUCAGUCCUCGUUCUUGGUGCUGGUUAUGUUUCAAGACCUUUAGUUGAGUAUUUAACUCGAGAUGAAAAUAUUCAUGUUACAAUCGCCUCUGAACUUCAUGGUCCGGGCGAGGAUUUGGCUUCAAAGGCUAAAAAUGUUUCCUCUGUUGUUUUGGACAUUGUUAAACGAUCUGACUCUUUAGCUGAAUUAAUUAAUCAAUCGGAAUUAGUGGUUAGUCUACUUCCAUAUUCACUUCAUUCCCUUGUCGCUAAACAAUGUAUUGCCAGUGGCAAGAAUAUGGUUACCGCCAGUUAUGUGACACCCGAGAUGGAAUCGCUUCAUAAAUCAGCUCAAGAAGCAGGAAUCACCAUCAUGAAUGAGGUCGGUCUUGAUCCUGGAAUUGAUCAUCUCUUGGCAAUGGAGUGUUUCCAUCAGGUCACUUCCAAUGGAGGAAGAAUCAAAUCAUUCGUUUCUUACUGUGGUGGACUUCCAGCUCCCGAAUCGGCGGAAAAUCCAUUGAAAUAUAAAUUCAGUUGGAAUCCACGUGGUGUUUUACUUAAUAGUUUAUCGGGUGCUCGUUGGGAAGAGUCUGGAUUAAUUCAAGAAGUUAAACCUGGUGGGGAAUUGAUGGUCUCCGCUCGUAAAUUAGAUUUCCUAAGUGGAUUCAAUUUAGAAGGUUAUCCUAAUCGAGACUCGACAAUCUACAAGAAACUCUAUGGUAUCUCUUCAGCGGAGACUAUUCUUAGAGGAAGUUUAAGAUAUCAAGGUUAUUGUGAUACAAUGUUGGGAUUACAAAAACUCGGACUUUUGGAUAAUCGUCCACAUCCCUCACUUCACAUUCGAGGUCCAGAUAUAACAUGGAGACAAUUUAUGUGCUCGUUGUUUGCUCAGAAAGACGACAUUCUAAUUACUAAUUUGAAAAAUUUAAUUCUCGAAAGACUUGGAUCAGAAAGUAGACUUAAUUCAAUCGAACAACUUGGUUUCCUUGAAGACGAACCAAUUGAUAAACGGGGAUCAGCUUUGGACACGGUUACACAUCUUUUGGCCACUAAAUUGUCUUUCAGUCCGGGCGAACGCGAUGUCAUCAUAAUGAGACACAACAUUGGAGUCGAAUGGCCAAACGGGGAAUUGGAGAAUCGAUUCAUUAAUCUGGUUGUUUAUGGUGAACCUAAUGGCCCUUCAGCGAUGGCGAAGACUGUUGGUUAUCCAGCGGCGAUUGCGAGUAAAAUGAUUCUAGAAGGAGAAAUACAACAAAAGGGAAUCGUUUUGCCUUUGGCACCAGAAAUUUACAAUCCGAUGUUGAAGAGAUUACAAAGUGAAGGCAUUCACGCGACUGAGAGAAGUGAAAAAGCUUAACGAUUGAGAAACAACAAUAGAUUUUACAAAUUAAAAUAGAAAUAAAGUUCACAAUUGAUUAGGUUAA